UCAAUCCCAAAAAAAAAAACCUGUUUACUUGAGACUUUUCUUCACCUGAGAGGAAAAAUGGAAAUGGAAGGUGGUAAUAUGGACAUGGCAGGUUCUGGUGGAACUACAGGGAAUUCAAGGUGGAACCCAACGAAGGAGCAAAUAAGCCUGCUUGAAAGUUUGUAUAUGCAAGGGAUAAGGACUCCAAGCGCAGAUCAGAUACAGCAGAUAACAAGUAGGCUUAAGGUUUAUGGUACCAUUGAAGGGAAAAAUGUGUUCUAUUGGUUUCAAAAUCAUAAGGCAAGGCAACGGCAGAAACAGAAGCAAGAGAAUAUGGCUUAUAUCAAUCGCUAUCUUCAUAGGACUCAACCUGUUUAUCCUCCUCCUCCUCGUGCUGGCCCGAAUGUUGUUUGUGGUCCAUAUUUUCUGCCACAAGGUGAUCUAGGGUUUUACCCUCAUCAGUGCCCCAAGGUUCUUCUUCCUGGUGCAGUCAAGAGGAGAGGAAGGCCUGAGAAAAUGGAGAAGGCAAGAGUUUAUGGUACUGGAGCUGCAUAUGAUCUGGUUCACCAGGAGUGCAACACCAUGAUGCCAGAUAUUGAAAACUAUGGAGGAGUUCUCAACAAUGGCAAUCAUGAGACCUUGGCCCUCUUCCCUUUGCACCCAACUGGGGUUUUAGACGCCAGGGCAACAAUGUCUUCACUUGGGUCAACUACCUCUGCUGGAAAUUCCACUACUCCCUCCAGCUCUUGUGAGACUACUGCUGGUAUUGAUCAAGAAGGCUAUGGUACUGAACAACGCUUCUUUGAUUUCUUUUCUAGUCAAGGUUCUUGUGAAAGUGAUCUUAAGUAUGGUCAUUAAGAAACAACAUAUGAAAGUAGAUUCUGAGAUGUUCUUGUUCUCUUUUAUAUGUCUAAUGAGUGGUGAGUAAGGGAAGUUUUUGUGUUGAGAGAGAUCGUUUCUUCUCCGGGUGGUAUAUCUGUUCCA
Theobroma cacao (cacao) is the source of this 963-nucleotide messenger RNA. It is a transcript of the gene WOX2, whose product is annotated as WUSCHEL related homeobox 2. Gene Ontology annotation, biological process: plant organ development. Lineage: Eukaryota; Viridiplantae; Streptophyta; Magnoliopsida; Malvales; Malvaceae. The record is from RefSeq and is a predicted model, not a curated record. Gene Ontology annotation, molecular function: DNA binding; DNA-binding transcription factor activity.